CAACGGAUGCAUCUGCUCUCAAAGGUAUGACUGGUGUUCGUCUUGGUAUUAUUCUACAAGCAGCAAGUGCUUUGAUAACUGCUCUUGCUAUUGCAUUUGCAGCUGGAUGGAAAUUAGCAUUUAUUGUUACCUGUUUUAUUCCAUUAAUGAUGGUUCUCGGAAAAAUUCAAGCUCAAAAACAAAGUAAAGCAGGUGAAACAAAAAUAAAAAAUUCAUAUGUUGAAGAAGGUGGACAGUAUGUUACACAAGCUCUUGAACAUAUUCGUACUGUUGUUGCCCUUCAUCGUGAAGAUUAUUUUAUUCAUUUCUAUGAAAAUGCAUUUAAUCAAGAAUUUAAAAAACAAAUAUGUAUUAUGCAUGUGGCAGGAAUUACUGCUGGUAUUGGUAAUUCAGUAACAUUUUUUCUUCAUGCAGCAAAUUUUGCAUACGGUACUAAACUAGUCGUACAAGGAGAAAUAACAUUUGAUAAAAUAUUUCGUAUAUUUGCUGUUAUUACUUUUGCUAUGGUUUCUAUUGGUCGUUCAUUAGCUUUAAUACCUGAUUAUUCCAAAGCACGACAAUCAGCAUUACGAAUAAUAGAACUUAAUAAACAAAAAUCAAAAAUAAAUCCUCAUGAUGAAUCAGGCAUUAUUUUAAAUGAUGUUAUUGGUAAUAUUGAAUUUCAUAAUGUUCAUUUUCGAUAUGCAAAUCGACCUACAAUUCCUAUUCUUAGAAAAUUUUCAUUAAAUUGUUCAUCUCUUAGUACAACAGCACUUGUUGGACCGUCAGGAAGUGGAAAAUCAACAAGUAUAGCAUUAUUAGAAAGAUUCUAUGAUCCAUUAAAAGGAAAAAUUUUACUUGAUGGAUAUGAUAUAAAAGAUCUUAAUAUUCAAUGGUUUAGAUCAUUAAUUGGAUUUGUUCAACAAGAACCAAUUCUUUUUAAUCUUUCCAUUCGUGAUAAUAUUGCUUAUGGUGAUAAUAGUCGACAAAUUACACAAGAUGAAAUUGAUAAUGCUGCAAAAAUGGCAAAUAUUUAUGAAUUAAUUAUUUCAUUACCAGAAGGUUUUGAUACAUUAUGUGGUUCUAAAGGUAAUCAACUGUCAGGUGGAGAAAAACAACGUAUUGCUAUUGCUCGAGCAUUAAUUCGAUCACCAAAAAUUCUUCUUCUCGAUGAAGCAACUUCAGCAUUAGAUAAUAAAAGUGAACAAGUUGUACAACAUGCUUUAGAUCAAGCAAUAUCCAAUAGAACAUGUUUAACAAUUGCACAUCGUCUAUCAACAAUUCAAAAUUCACAAAAAAUAGCUGUUAUUGCUCAUGGAAAAAUGAGAGAAGAAGGUACACAUGAUGAAUUAUUAAAAUUAAAUGGAAUUUAUAAAAAAUUAACAUUAGCACAAGAACGGUUGACUUAG
This is a messenger RNA of Adineta steineri, 1388 nucleotides long. Lineage: Eukaryota; Metazoa; Rotifera; Eurotatoria; Adinetida; Adinetidae. The record is from the annotation of a GenBank genome assembly.